Messenger RNA from Callorhinus ursinus (northern fur seal), 1445 nucleotides. Lineage: Eukaryota; Metazoa; Chordata; Mammalia; Carnivora; Otariidae. The record is from RefSeq and is a predicted model, not a curated record.
GACAGCAGCCGCCUAAGUAGGGGCCGAGGGAGAAGUGGAGUGCACCCUGGGCUGUGGCCGGGACCUUGGAGGAGCUGGGACAUGGGCCACCGCAGAGCCUUGUUCUGCCAGCAACUGACAGUCGUGUCAGACGGACAGGGUUUGGCUUCAUAACCCCAUGAAUAAAGGAGAAACUCUCAAGUCAGAAUCGAAAGAGGAAAAUCCCAACUGCAAGCAACAAAUUUCUUCUCUGACCUGCCAGGAUCACCUGAAGGCAGGGUUCCUUCCACAAGGUAAGUUCUUUGUAAAUGUUCCUGGAAGGAAUGGAUGAGCUUCCAAAGGAGGGACACAUCUGGGCCUCCAUGAGGAAGACAGCUUUCAUCCUGGGCUCUGGCCUUCUCUUGCUUGUGGCCUUCUGGAACACAGUCACAUGGCAUCUUCAGAGAUUUUGGGGCACUUCUGGCUAUUUUUGGCAAGCCCAGUGGGAGAGGCUGCUGUCGAGAUUUGAAGGGAAGGAGUGGACCCUCUACGUUAUAGGUGUCAUCGAAGUACCCAGUCUAGUCUUCUGGAGCUUCAGUGGGCUUCUCCUAGUGGUUGACACAACGGGAAAACCUAACUUCAUCUCCCGCUACCGAAUUCAGGUUGGCAAGAAUGAACCAGUGGACACCAAGAAACUACGGCAGUGUAUCCGCACAGUUCUCUUCAACCAGGUCGUGAUCUCUUUGCCCAUGCUGGUCUUCCUCUAUCCCAUCCUCAAGCUGCGGGGAGACCCCUGCCACCGAGAGCUACCCACCUUCCACUGGUUCCUCCUGGAGCUGGCUAUCUUCACUCUGAUUGAGGAAGUCCUGUUCUACUACUCGCACCGGCUCCUUCACCACCCAACAUUCUACAAGAAAAUCCACAAGAAACACCAUGAGUGGACAGCUCCCAUUGGCGUGAUCUCUUUAUACAGCCACCCUAUUGAUCAUGUGACCUCCAACAUGCUGCCGGUGAUGGUGGGUCCCAUAGUAAUGGGCUCCCACUUGUCCUCCAUCACCAUGUGGUUCUCCUUGGCCCUCAUCAUCACCACCAUUUCCCACUGUGGCUACCACCUACCUUUCCUGCCUUCACCUGAAUUCCAUGACUACCACCACCUCGAGUUUAGCCAGUGCUAUGGGGUGCUGGGAGUGCUGGACCACCUCCAUGGGACCGACACAAUGUUUAAGCAGACCAAGGCCUAUGAGAGAGACAUCCUCCUGCUGGGCUUCACCCCACUGUCUGAGAGCAUCCCGGAUGCCCCGAAGAAGAUGGAGUGAGGGGGCGCCUGGGUGGCUCGGUCGUUAAGCGUCUGCCUUUGGCUCAGGUCAUGAUCCCAGGGUCCUGGGAUCGAGCCCUGCAUCCAGCUCGCUGCUCAUCGGGGAAUCUGCUUCUCCCUCUGACCCUCCCCCCCUCAUGCUCUCUCUCAAAUAAAUAAAAUCUUAAAAAAA